Molecule: messenger RNA, 1035 nt
Organism: Lotus japonicus
Lineage: Eukaryota; Viridiplantae; Streptophyta; Magnoliopsida; Fabales; Fabaceae
Exons: 1
Coding region: 1-1035 (344 amino acids)
Molecular function (GO): RNA binding
Source: RefSeq, a predicted model, not a curated record
AUGAGAGAGAAACUAGAGAGAGGGUGGGAGAGAGCGGGAAGUCGAGGGGGUAGCAUUCGACGAAGAGAGAAUGGUGGAAAGGCUGCUGGCGCAAGUGAUGGAGAUCAAGGCUGGAUUACAGUUACAGGAAGAAGAAAGAGGAAUGUCACUUCAUUCUAUUUCUCACACUUUCCCGACAACUUUGAUGCCCAAUCUAUGUGGGGAGUUUUUGGAAAGUAUGGAAAAGUUAAGGAGGUUGUGAUUCCUAACAGGGUGAACCGAGCGGGUCUACGUUUUGGCUUCGCCAGAUUCUGGGAUGUGGUGGACUGCAGGUAUAUGGAAAGGUGGCUGGAUAAUAUUUUGAUUGGCAAUUUGAAAUUGCAUGUGAACUUACCCAGAUUUCAGAAAGAGAAUGAGGUAACUGGUAUGAAAGCUAAGGGGCAGAGAUUUCAAGAUGGGAGGCGGACAGAAUCGCUGAAUCACGCAGUUGCAGCGGUGCACAACCUGAAACAGGGACGGCCUUGUAUUGAGCAUGGUAUCCAGGGAGGGGGCGGUGGAUCUUCCUCCUACAAGAAUGCCUUGAUGGAUGGCAACAAGGGCAAGAGCAUCAAGAAACCAGCAAGUUUUUCUCUUGAUGAGAAAGAACUGGAGUUGGGGAAGGGCUGUUCAAUUGAGAUAGAGGAAAAAGUGGAACCAUGGCUACAAAAUAGUUUGGUGGGGAUUAUUAAGGAUGUUACUCUGUUAAACAACAUUCAGGAUAUGUUUGUUCUUGCAGGAGGAUUGCACUAUGUUAGGGCACGUUAUCUUGGCGAUAACAUGGUAUUAUUAACAGGGGAGGAAGGAGCAGAUGUGAAUGAAAUUUGGGGACAAUCAGGGGAAUGGUUUGAUGAACAUUUCUCUGCAAUUUACCCAUGGAGAUCCGACCUUACGCCAGAGAAAAGAUUAAUUUGGUUAAGGUGUGAGGGUAUCCCCCUUAAUCUAUGGAAUGAGAAAUUUUUUCAAUCUGUAACAAGGGAGAUUGGGGAAUUAAUAGCAAUUGCAGGGGAAACAACCUAG